Papilio machaon (common yellow swallowtail) is the source of this 1146-nucleotide messenger RNA. It is a transcript of the gene Cdk5alpha, whose product is annotated as cyclin-dependent kinase 5 activator 1. Gene Ontology annotation, cellular component: cytoplasm; protein kinase 5 complex. The record is from RefSeq and is a predicted model, not a curated record. The coding region runs from base 1 to 1056 and encodes 351 amino acids. NCBI's taxonomy places the organism in Eukaryota, Metazoa, Arthropoda, Insecta, Lepidoptera, Papilionidae. Gene Ontology annotation, biological process: activation of protein kinase activity; positive regulation of cyclin-dependent protein serine/threonine kinase activity. The transcript is spliced from 2 exons. Gene Ontology annotation, molecular function: cyclin-dependent protein serine/threonine kinase activator activity; protein kinase binding.
AUGCCGGGACUUAGCAGGCCUCCGCGCGCGGGCCUCAUGGGCACCGUGCUGAGCUUCAGCCCGCGCGAGCGGCGCCCGCCCGCCGGUGCGCCGCCCGACCGCGCCGCCCUCGCCUACUCCUACGAGCGUCUCAACAACGCCAAGAACCGCGAGAACCGCGACGCGCCGCGCGACGAGCGCCGCGCCACGCUCGACGACGCCGCCAAGAUCAUCUCCGAGAAGACGGCGCUCGAGAAGAACCUAAAGAAACACUCGCUGUUCAUAAACGCACUGUCGUGGAAGAGGUUCUCGACCGCCAACAACAACAAGAAGAAGCUGGAAUGCAAGAGCAAGAGUGUGACGACUUUCCGGGCGCCACUGACGGACAACGCGCCGCUCGACCGGAACAAGAAUGUGAGCGUGGGGGCGCCGGGCGGCGGGGCGUUGGGUGCACUGCGGCCGGCGCCAGCUCCUGCGCCGCCCGAGCCGCUGCGAGCCAGCGCGCUCAACAACAACGUUUGCGAGAAGCCUCCGCCGGCGCGCAAGACGGUCAUCCAGGCGUCCACCUCGGAACUGCUCAAGUGCCUGGGGCUGUUCCUGCACGCGCGCUGCCACCGUCUUCGCGACUUCCAAGCAGGCGACGCGGUCAUGUGGCUGCGCACUGUAGAUCGGUCGCUGCUGCUGCAGGGCUGGCAGGACGUGGCGUUCAUAAACCCUGCCAACGUAGUCUUCGUGUACAUGCUGGUACGCGAACUGGUGGAUGGCGAGCGGAUAGCGCGCCCGCAGGAGCUGCAAGCCGUCGUGCUCACCUGCCUCUACCUCUCCUACUCCUACAUGGGCAACGAGAUCUCCUACCCCCUCAAGCCCUUCCUCGUUGAAGACUCCAAGGACAAGUUCUGGGAUCGCUGCCUGCUCAUUGUCGACAGGCUAUCCUUUAACAUGCUCCGGAUUAACUCGGAGCCCGGUUUCUUUACCGAGGUGUUCACGGAGCUGAAGGCGUGUGGCGCAGUCGAGAGCACCCCGCCCGCGCCGCCGCACCCAGCGCCGCCGCCGCCGCACGCCCUGCAGGCCGCCUGACAUACAGAGGUGGCCGUGCUGCGGCUGGCCCUCACCGACCGCCCCAGCCGCGUCUGAUGCCGGCUUCUGACUGGUGACGGCCUUGGUCAA